Molecule: messenger RNA, 4238 nt
Organism: Hydractinia symbiolongicarpus
Lineage: Eukaryota; Metazoa; Cnidaria; Hydrozoa; Anthoathecata; Hydractiniidae
Product: telomerase protein component 1-like
Exons: 24
Coding region: 98-3511 (1137 amino acids)
Cellular component (GO): Cul4-RING E3 ubiquitin ligase complex
Molecular function (GO): protein binding
Source: RefSeq, a predicted model, not a curated record
AGUAAUUGUUAUUAAACAAAGUAGAGUAUUAACUAUUGAAACUUUUCAGUGCAUGUGUAAAAGUAAAUAUAGAUUUUAAGAGUUAUGCUACAUUGUCAUGGGUUGUGCAUCAUCUAAAGGGGCUGUUGUUGUUUCCUCACAGACACCUUCUUCCAAACCUGCAAAGCAAGCAACAGAUGACAAUAAUAACAAGCCAAAUUUAUUACCACCUGUAAAAGAAGAAUCACAAAGAACAAAAGAAAUAAAACAGAGCACCUCUGCAAGUACACUUUCCUUAAAAGAUAUACGCAACCGUAAAAAACAAUUUAUUGAUGCGCAAAAGUUUUUAAAUCUCAGUUACGAAGAAGCAUCAAAACUACAUCCGAAAGACAUAGAUGAAAUGUGGGCUAUUGUGAAGAAAACUUCAGAUAAAGAACCUAUUCAAGUUGCACCCACAAAAAAUCGCAAAGGCUGGAGAACAAUUCGUAUUUUUGUAUCAAGUACGUUUAAAGAUUUUCAUCAAGAGAGAGAAGUCUUAGUAAAAGAGGUAUUUCCAGAUUUACGACUAUGGUGUGAGGAACGAAAACUUCGACUUGUUGAAUGUGACUUACGAUGGGGUGUACCAAAAGAUUCUACAACGGAAGAAACCAUCAAAAUAUGUUUAAGUGAAUUAGAUCGUUGCUAUGAAGAUAAUGUUGCACCUUUCUUUCUUAAUUUAGCAGGCGAAAGAGCUGGUUGGAUUCCAAAUUUUGGCGAUUUGACAAACAAUUUAGCAGCUCAAUAUGGCUGGAUAUAUGGACUAUCUGUGACAGAAAUGGAAAUUGUCCAUGGUGCUUUCAGAAAACUUAAUCCAAAUGCAUUGUUUUUACUUCGAGAACCAGAUAGUAUUAAAGAUCUACCAGACAUCAUAAAAAAUGAUUUUCUCGAUGACAAUGAUAAUUGUAUUGAUAAAUUAAAGACUUUGAAAACUAUGAUUUCAGAACAAUUUCAAGAAAAUUGUGUUUACCGUUACAAAGUUGAAGGGGUGUUUAGUCAUGGAAAAGUUGAGUUUAAAGGUUUAAGUGGAGAUUCGCAGUUUUCACAAAAGGUUUACGAUUUCUUCAAAACUAGGAUUGAAGAGUUGUAUCCGCUAGAUCCAAGUCCACUCGAUCCACUUCAAGUGCAAAAAGAAGCCCACGAGACGUUUUUGGAUAGUCGUUCACAAUGUGUUCUUGGAAGAGAUAAAAUAAUUGAACAAAUCAAGAAUUAUGCAUAUACAGAUGAUGGAGUAUCACCGUUGCUAGUCAUUGGUACAGCUGGUGCUGGAAAAUCAGCUCUAAUGGCGAAAUGUGCUGCAGAUACAGUAUACAUGGCCAGUGAAAAUAAAUUAACUGUUCCUAGUGGCUUUAAAAAAUGGAGAGUAUUUUUUCAUUUUGUUGGUGCUACUCCUGGAUCAACUGAUCUUGCUUUUUUCCUGCAACGUCUGACUAAAGAAGUCAAACCAGAUAUGAAAGAUAUUGUUAGCGAUUUGGAGACAUUAAUACAACUCAGCAACAGUUUGUUAUCAAAUCCAAAUACUGAACCAAUUAUAUUAUUCAUUGACGCUGUAAAUCAGCUUGAUGAAGAUAAACAACAAUUUAUGAGUCGUUGGCUGCCAGACAAUUUAUCUCCAAAUGUUCGUGUUAUUGUUUCAAUGAUUGAAAGUACUCCAAGUCAUCAAAUGUUGCGUUCUUACAAACCAUCACCAGUUGAAGUUAUGUGUGGCCCGCUGGACAUGGAUUCAAGAAAGGAAAUUGUCUGCAAUAUAUUGAAGAUGUACAAUAAGCGAUUGGACGAUGAGCAACUAAACACUUUAGUAGCAAAAGAAGGCUCAAGUAAUCCUUUGUGGUUAACACUGGCAUGUGAAGAAUUAAGAGUAUUUGGAAAGUUUGAGGAACUUAUUGGAAAGAUAGAAACGCUACCUGAUGAUCUGAUUGACCUUGAAAUAGAUGUAUUUUCACGCUUUGAGACGGAAACUGGUGGUCUGUUGAUGAAAGCAACAUUAUGUUUGCUUGAAGUUUCAAGGCAUGGUUUGCUCGAAACAGAAUUGUUAGCUUUACUUGGAGAUGACAAUAAUAUCAAAUGUCCUGAUUAUGUUGAGGGUGAAGAAGAAGAAGUGAUUAAGAAAACGGAAGAAGUGACUGUUCAAUCAAUAGCUCCUCUUGAUACAGAAAAAGAAGAUGUUGAGAAUCUUACUGAUAAGUUUUCAAAACUUGUUGACGAUGCUUAUGUCAUAAAAGAAGAAGGAGAAGAUAAAAAAGAAAAAGCUCAUCGACCAAAGGGUAAGCAAGUUAACUUCCUACCUGCUAGAGACUGGGCUAUUAUUUACCGUAACUUGAAACAACUCCUCAGACCAUGCGGAGAUCUUGGAGAAGGACGACUUGAUUUUUAUCACAGAUCUCUUAGCAAGGCUGUUAGAAGAAAAUAUUUCCAGGGCAGUGAAGGAUUUAAAAAACAUAUGUACAAUUUUUGGCAUGGUGUGUUAGCUGGAUAUUUCGAAGGAGUUGAUGAUAUGGAUAGGAAGGCUGAAGAACUACCAUAUCAUUUGGAGCAGCUUUUGGACAACAAUCGAUUAAUACGUUGUUUGUUGGAAUGGCCAGUGUUCAAUCGACUUUAUAAUGAAGAUUUCAGUAUUGAUUUGCUACGCUCAUGGCAAAAGGCUGGUGGCUAUGCCGUUGCUUCUGCUUUAUACAAAGAAUCACUGAUUGUGCUAAAAGAUUCUGGAAUGCCAUUAAUUGAGUUUGCUGAACAAAUGGAGAAAGUUGCAAUGUUUCUCAUUCAGGCUGGUCAGUACACAGAAGCAUAUGAAAUAUUAGAAGAGCGAGUCAAACAUGAGACUGAGCAACUUGGUUCACGUGUAGACGAAUUAGCUGAUAUUUAUCAAAUGAUGGCGAAAUGUAAGAGUGAGGUUGUAAAGAAUUACAAUUUCGUUACAAUGUCGCAGCUAGAAGAGGAUGAGGAAGUCGUUGAAUUAUGUCGAAAAAGUCAUGACUAUCGAAAAGAACUUCAAGGAGAAGACCACGAGUUUAAGAUGGCACUUAACAAUGUCCUUCUUUGCCAUCAUCUGGCAAUUAUAGCUGAUUUAAAGAAUGAUGAUACAUAUAGGAUCCAGGCUUUUGAAGUUGUCAAUGAAGCUAUCUCAGUGUUCCAAAAGAUCAAUGACAUUGGGCAUCUUGCUGAAGCAAUCAUGACUAAAUCUUUCGUCAAUCCUCGAGCAAAAAGAUAUUUUGAGGAAAAGAAAAAUGAACUCGAAAAAGCAUUUGAGUUAUGUUUAAAGGCUUAUGGUAAGGGACAUAUGUUAUAUGUAAGAUUGUGUUUGAACAUUGGAAUACUUUAUGAAGAUGACAGACAAUUUGGAAAAGCGUAUGAUUAUUUUGUGCAAUGGGAUGUUGCUUGCAAGGAGGUAUUGGGACCAAGCCAUCCGAAGGCUAUUCGUGCCAAAGACACAUUAAACGAACCAAUGUAUAAACGUAUGAGAGAACAAAGAGAACGCACAGCAGCAGGCACAGCUUAAAAAAAUUGUCACGACUAAUUGAAUUUGUGAGAAUUUUUUUGUAAUGCAAGUUGAAAUUAUCCUUCAGAAGUUUCUUGUAAAGCGAUUUGCGGUUAUCGGAUAUCGUGGCAUUCUUACUUGCAGUACUUAACGAGAUGACGGUGUGCGUAUAAAGUUCAUCAGGAGGACUCUUCAUUGGGUGAGGAUGUUAAAACUCGCUUACAAUUAGAAUGCGGAAAAUAACUAAUCAAGCGAAAAAAUAGGGAGAUGUUUGUAUCAAAAGACGUCUAACACUGUUUGAUUUAAUUUAUAACUUAAAUUAUAUUGUAGAUUGAAAUUUAUGACCUUUUUAUACUUGCAGAUUCUUUUACGGUUCAACAUUUUCUAUACACCUCAAAAGUUUUUCAUUUUUUAUAUGCUAUUGGUUAAUAAAUAUGAAUUCAUGUUUUGCUGCUUUUUGAAUGGUUAAGCCACCCACUGUUGCUAAAAAUAACUGUAUAAGUAUAUUCACAUCAAACAAAAUAAAGACUGGAAAACAAAAGUUUUUAACUCUGAAGUUUUUCUCUAUUUAACCUAUGUGAAAAAUUUCUCUCCUUUUCUUUUUUAUAAUUUUGUAUUUUUCUUUAGUUUAUUACAUAAAAAUUCUUACGAAUAUUAUUUUUCCUAUUUAACAAAUGUAACGUUAUAAAAAUUAACUUACAAUCAAAACCGUACGAUAUUGCUAUGGGAAGAAUUAAAUUUCGCGAAA